UUACCCAGGAUGCACUUCGCUCUUGCCAUCUUGUCGAGUGGUAGAAGAAGAGCGGCAGGCAGGAGCUAGCUGCCCGUUAGCUCUCUGCCGCUGUGGUUAAGGCUAGCUGCUAUUAGCAGCUGCCAAAAAGUGAGCUGUCCACACGGCGAGAGGCUCAACUUCACCGACUUUGAGACGUUUUUCUCUGUCUGCCGCUGGAUUAUACACUCAUGGAUUUGUUUACACCGUGAUGUCUCACAUACUGGUAGGGGAAACUAGCUAACAGCUAGUCGGCAAGAAAUAUAUCUAAAGCAGUGAGAGGGAGAGCAGCGGGCUGAGAGACCGGGCCCGCCUCACACUAAAGUACCGGUGGCAGCUGCUGAACAAGAACUUUCACAAGGGCCUGGUUGCAACUCUGCUGCCGGGACACAAGGAAGGCCGGAGGGGGAGAGCAGCUUUCGUCCCCGGUGCUGUGACCGGACACCGCGGGGCGUUUUCGGAGGGUCCGUCCUCUGGUUGAGACACUUUUCUCCGACAAGUGAGAGGAAAAGGAACGGUAUGGAAAUUGUCCUGCGAAGGUACGUGUCUGUAUCACAUCCCGCAGCUGUGAAUUACUGAAGACAUUAGUCCCAACGCUUUUCGCUUCAUCUGGGGAUAGACAAGACUUGACGCAGAUAAGUCAGUCAACAUGUCGAAAAUGCCAGCGAAGAAGAAAAGUUGUUUCCAAAUCACGAGUGUCACGCCGGCUCAGGUGGCGGCCAGCAGCAUCACCGACGACACCGAGAGCCUGGAUGACCCGGACGAGUCCCGAACAGAGGACGUGUCGUCGGAAAUAUUUGACGUUUCUCGGACUGACUUGGGCGUGUGUGACAGGAGUUCAUCCGAGGAAACCUUAAAUAACGUAGGAGAGCCACAGGAGGGCCAGCCAUCCGUGACAGCUCCCGUCAAUGGGGGGCUCUCUUAUAAAAGUAUAGGCACUGGUCGUGUCACCCCACAUAAUUUAGGAGGAAGUGUGCCUGUGCCAGCUGCAGCUCAAUCCUUUGUUCCAAGCUCGGCCACCCAUCCGUUAACAGUCACCAAUACGGUUCCUGCCGCCACUGUCUCUACCAGUGUGGCUCACACAACUCCUGUGAGCACCAGCUGUAGUUCCCGUUUCAGGGUCAUUAAACUUGACCAUGGCACUGGAGAGCCCUUCAGAAGAGGGAGGUGGACAUGCACAGAGUUCUAUGAGAGAGACUCGGAUUCAAAUGUUAACCGGACUGUGGAUAGCAUAAAACCAACUGUAACCCUUGAUCACAGUACAGACAGGGACAGUGGUCUUGGGGCCACCAGUAACUCUGUGAUCACUACCAGUGCUUUUUCCUCACAGGCUUUGGAGAGCACUGCAGACAGUGGCUACUCAGUUGCACACCCCACCCACCCCCACUCCUCAGAGCCUCUGCAGCAAGGCUACAGCUUGGCCCCUCAGAUAGGGAGCGGAGCAAGUGCCUUCCAGCCCACAGGGUAUACAACUAAAGCAUCACAGCAACCCCAACAGGCUCAGGUCAAUAUGCAGCCUGUUGCCCCCCAAACCUUCGUCUCUAACAGCCUCAAUGGUGUGCACCAAGGUGCCAUGCAGCAGAAGUCUGCCAUCAUGCCUCCUGCCACGCAAGCCCAGCAGUUUGCCUAUCCUACUCAUCCCGCCGGCCUCUCGGCUGGCCAGCCAGACUAUCGUCAGCAACACUUUGGCUCAAGCACUCAGAACCUUCCCAUGACAUCUCUCUCUGUUGGUCCUCCCGCCAGCCAGGGCCCCUCACCUCUAAUCAACCCUGCUGGUCCAGGAGCCCAGGGGCUGGGUGGGGAGGCAGCCUCUGCCCAGGGCCUCCUGCUGCACAAGGGCAAUGCACCAGCCAUGGCUACCAUUCAUCCAGGAAGUGGCCAACAGCAGCCUGUCAAGCAGACUCAGCCUUCAGGAGGAUUAGGCAUUGUCCCUGCACCUUCCGUCACCACCACCACAUCCCACAGCAGUGUCCAGAAUGUGCCUGCCACAGUGCCCAGUACCACCAACACCCCUCCGGGUGUGCCAAGUCAGGCACCUGGCACAGGAGGAAUUGUCCAGCCCCAAGGAGCUCACGGAGGGGCCACCACAGGCUUUCCCUCUGGCUUCAUUAACCAGGCAGAAGAUAGUAGGCAGAAGUCUGAUGCCCUACCUCAGCCCAGUGUCGGUGUGGUGCCAGGGAAAGAUGGUGUGAAGCCUUUCAUCACAGAGGGCCUCAACCUGCCCACUCCUGCUGUCAACAGCCUGUUUGGCAUCCAUAUUACCAUGGAUGGGGAUGAGGACAGUGCAUCCGGUGCCAGUGUAGUCGCCAUCGAUAACAAGAUUGAACAGGCCAUGGACUUGGUGAAGAGCCACCUGAUGUACGCUGUUCGUGAGGAGGUGGAGGUGUUGAAGGAGCAGAUCAAGGAGCUGUACGAGAGAAACUCGGUGCUGGAACGCGAGAACGCCGUGCUGAAGUCGCUGGCCAACUCGGAUCAGCUCAACCAGCUGACCAACCAGCUCACCCAGGGCAGCAGCACAUCGCCACCACUGCAGCAGCAACAACUGGCGGUCGUCACAAACAGCACCACCCCGUUGGCUCACCACGAGGGGAGUCAGAGCGUCCCUCAUCAGCCCAACAUCACCUCGGCGUGAUCCCCCUUCCCCUGACACACACGCUCAAACACACACCUCCCACGGACAGGAGCGGAAGAUCCUGUUAGAAAAGACAACAACUACUACCGUCCCCUUAGCUCCAUAAAGCAAAAGGCUCAGCUCUGCGUUUAAUAUGCUCCAUUUGAGGAAAAAUCAACAACAGCAACAUCAUUGUUUGCCACAGAGAGCCAUGCUUCAGUGUGUGCAUGCUGCCGUCACCGGGCCUUUGCAUUAUUAAGACAUUUACCACCCCUUGAGAAGUCUUAUUCUGGCCUUGUGGUUGGCUGCAAGAAAGCUGCAAAAGAAGAAAAAAAAUGGCGGGGCAGGGGAGCCAGAGUGCACCAUAAAACUGCAUGCUGUUCUUGUGCAGGAGACGGGGGUCAAAGGGCACAGAGAGCUUGAUUUGUUGGGGCGACAAGUGGUCAAAGAGGGUUGCGCGACCCUGCGAGGGGCCAGCUGUGGCGACGUAACAUCCAGCAGGGACGUUAUACUGUCCUCCCAGUAUCCCCCACCCCACAUCACUCCAGGGCUGGAAGUGGCCAGAGGGCCGAGGGAGAAGUCGGGGAGAGGGUUCGUCCUCCCCGAGCAGAGGAGGGACGCCUGCGGGCGCCUCUGCUCGAGCGGAGCGAGUCGAGUGCCUCGGCUUGUUAUAUGCUGCAACAAAAAGCUUGUGUUGUUUUCUCAGAGCCACCAUACUUUGACAUGAAUCAUAAUACUUAUUAGUUCAGUUUUAGUAUUUGCAUUUAUUUAUUUCAGGGCUGCUAUUUUCAUAAUGUAAAUGAACAAUGUCAUGGAGAUACUUAUUAAAAACAAAAAAACAAAACUCUCUCUUUGGUCUUUUGGUAUUUUAGAAUCUGUCAGGUAUUAAAUUUGGUAGUCUCUUGCAACAUGUAGAUCUCAGUAAGUAGGCAAUAAGUUCCAUAAUAGACAUUUUCUCUUCUCAUGAAAUAGUGCUAACACUAAAGCCGAGCUUACAUUAGGUGAAAUCCAGGUUGAAUGUAUAUUUUGUAAAGUGUAAAGUAUUAAGAGUGAGGAGGGUUUGUACAGGAGAAAACCUGUUAAGAUAUGAAAUAUGUGAUGGGAUGUUUCGAUAAAGAAAACUAUUAAUUUACUUUUUCUAGACUUGUCAAAACGAAAAACAGACAUGAAUUGGGGGUUUGGUUUUGGGGGGAUGAAAAGCUGUGAAAAUUGUUCGACCUACUUUAUAACCAAAGACGCAAAGCUGUGUAAGUCUGUCGUUUUUCCAUUUUUAAAUGCACACUCUCUAUAUUUUUUUUUCUACUCUCUCCUCCCCCUAUAUUUUUUGUUUUGCAUGUUCUGCAUGAUCUAUAAUCAAACCACUUUCUUACCUCAUGUUUUUAAUCCAGCACUCAUUUUUCUAUCGAGCUGUCAGUCUGUGAGUGAUUUGUGAAAGGACUUCUGAAAGAGAAAAGGAACAAUGGGCAGAGAGGGUGGAUUAAGUAGGUGAGGGUAAGAAAAAGAAAAGAAUGGAAAGGUGUUUGCGUCGGUUGGAGGGAAGAGACUUGUACGCAAAACAGUCAGAAAAGGAGCCAUCUUUUUUUUUUUUUUGUUUUGUUUUCAUGUAAAUGCUGUGUUGAAUUUCAUAUGCAGAGAAAGGUUUUUUGUUACAUUGCAGAUUUUAAUGUAUUUAACAAAUGCAGCAUUUAGAUUUCGAUUGUAGUGUACCAACACUUUGCUUACAAAGAUAAAAAAAAACAAAAAACUAGACAAACAAUAUCCGCAAAACAAAACAAUGGAAACUAUUAAACAUUUCACAACUGAAAGCUGGAGCACCCAGUCGAUUGUGUAUGCGCAUAUUAUGGGAUGUCCUGUCUGUGUCACGUCUUUUGUGCCUCCUGUGCCGUCACCUGCUGUCGUCAGGUGAUACGGUUUAUUUCUUCGUGGCUUAGAACCAAACCAAAAUGCUUGGUAAUUGUACAAUCAGUCAUCUUUCUACAGGAUGGACUCUAUGAUUUCCUUUUUUUUUCUUUCACAAAUGGGCUUAUUUCUCUCUUUAGAUUUUUUUUCCUGUUUUUCUUUCAUUUGAAGGAGAUGCCGUGUACAUGCCAAGUGUACUGUAUGGAAGUGAUCACUGAGCCUUGGAGAAAAUAUCUUAACAAUGCCCUUGUAAUGUGCUGUUCAGACAAUUUUAGUUUUCAGUCAAAAAUAAAUUACUGUUUUAUUAA
Messenger RNA from Thunnus maccoyii (southern bluefin tuna), 4836 nucleotides. RefSeq names its product TSC22 domain family 2 (gene tsc22d2). Lineage: Eukaryota; Metazoa; Chordata; Actinopteri; Scombriformes; Scombridae. The record is from RefSeq and is a predicted model, not a curated record. Bases 668 to 2650 code for a protein of 660 amino acids. Gene Ontology annotation, biological process: regulation of transcription by RNA polymerase II. The transcript is spliced from 3 exons.